UGAAAACCUCGGAUGUCUCAUUUCCUCAUUUUUUUUUUUAUUUUUUCUUUGGAUUGAUAAACUCGAUAAGCACAGAUUACUCUAACAAACUUUCGAAUCAGAUACUCCUAGCGCCAUCUAUGACGUGCUAUGAGAACCUUGUAUCAAAAUAGGAUCCACCAUUUUCGUCUGAGAAACUCGCCAGUGCGGUUGAUACUAACGUUGUUCCGGAUUAAAAAUUGAAGAAAGUGUGUAAAAAGUGCCCAAUUUGUGUUGUAAAGUGUCAAAAUACAUCGAAAAAAUGCAAGAGUCUGAAAUAGAAAGUGAAGAAAAUGAUCAGAAUUCCUACAUUGUUGGAGACGAUGUUACAUAUUUGAAAGACUCGGGCAAGGAACCUUCUAUCAAUACAUUAAUUCAGCAAGAUUUAAUGCAGUUCCAACUUCCAGAGCCCAUCUUAGGUUCAGCAUGUUUUAUUUCUUCAAGUCGUACUGAUUCGCCAAUUUCUGGCGAAAUAUUACCAUUUUCACAAGAUCCCAUGCUAAAUGCAGCUUGCAAGUUGACUACCUGUUCUAAUUAUGAUCUUGGAAAAUAUUCUCCAGAAAUUGUACCAAAUCCACGACGGCGUCGUCGUCGCACAAAGAAACCCACAUCUAAUCAGAUGGCUCCAGAAAAUGAGCCACUGCAGCAGCUGCAGCUACAAGCGCAACUAAAUAAAGUAGAUUGUCAUUCUUCGAAUGUUUCUGCACCAAAGGACUUAGUUUUAGACAGUAAAGGACCAGUCAUAACUUCACCUGAAAUAAUACCCGCAAAAAAACAGUGCACUAUUCAAAUAAAACCUACGAAUACAUCCCACAAAUCUCGUUCACCUGAUCUAGAAAUACAAGAUCAUACAAAAUCUUCGCAGUCACGAGCUUUGAUUGAAAAACAGCAUGACACCGACUAUCACAUGACAGACACUAAUAAUAGUACACCACAACCAGAAAAAAAAUAUCACAGAUCAUCCACUCCCAUACCAAUUUCAAUAAUUACUCUAAAUGCCCCGCGAAACAGUAGUUUUGACGUGGUUGUUGAUGAACUUCCCUUAGAUUUAAGCAUGAAAGAAUAUAUCACUCAGGAUAACAUCAACAAUAACCAUCAACAUUUACCUGCAUGUGAAGGAAAAAUGCCAAUACCGCCAGUUUCUUCAACUUUUCACACGCCGUCAUCGCUUAUUUCACUAUCGCUUGCAGUAAUUUCAAAGGAGUCCUUAACUUUGCUAGUGCACUCUUCAAAGGACUUAUUACCAACGGUUGAAAAACAAAGCUGUCCUAUACCUUCUACCAGUAGAGCUGAUUCGGUGUCUCCACGUCCUUCCUUCAACUUUGAUGAUCCGUGGAAUAGUGAUUUUUCUCCUGACGAUGGGGAUCCCGACUAUCAACCAAGUGAACAGUUAAAUACAUCACAUACUUCAAAUGAAUCGUUGACCCUAGAACCAGUUGAUGAGACAAGAGUGAAGCGAAAACGGGCCAAGCGAGGCAAAGCAAAUAAAGAAAACUGGACUUAUAAUCAAAAUAAAAUUAAAAGAAUGAAGGGAGAGAGUUACAGUGGGAGGAGAAAAACAGAAGACGGCAAAAUUGUGUUCGAUCUUGAAAAAAAUGAGCGUAGUGUUCAGCCUCGUUGUGAUCAUAAUGAUUCUUGCAAAUAUUUUGAUUGCUACAAAUUAACAGAAGAAGAUCGAAAUAUGUUAUUUAAGAAUUACUGGAAGCUAUCCUGGGAUACAAAAAAAAUUUGGGUACAACAAACUGUUCAAAAACUAGGUGUUUCCAAGCGGAAGUGUAGCGGAAACAGUUUUCGCAGAGGUAAUACUUUCAAGUACUCAUUUAAUGUGUUGGGAGAAAAAUACAAAGUUUGCAAAAAAAUGUACUUAAAUACAUUGAAUAUUGGCGAAUGGUCUGUACAUAACUGGGCCAAAAAUGAAGACAGAGAUGAAGUGGCGUCGGAGUCUGACAAAACCCACAGAAAUAACAGCGUAAAAGCGUUUGAAAACAUUGGAAGAAAUCAUGCAAUAGAAUUUUUAAAUAAUUUACCAAAAUUAGAGUCGCACUACUGCAGGAAGACGACAAGCAAACUUUAUUUAGAACAGAUAUGGCAAAGCAAAGAACAGCUAUACAGAGAAUACGUGAAGCAGCUUUUAGACAAAGGCAUUAAUGAAUAUAAAGUUUCACAGAAGAUUUUCUUUCAAGAAUUCGAUGCUAUGAAUCUGUCACUAUUUUCACCAAAAAAAGACCAAUGUGACUUGUGCUGUGCCUUCAAAGUCGGGAACAUUGCAGAAGAGGUAUAUACAGCACAUAGAGAGAAAAAAGAAAGAGCAAGACAAGAAAAAACCGCAGACAAAAAUAAUCCCGAUCCUGAGACAAUGGUAUUUACUUUUGAUUUACAAGCAGUGCUUCUAUCACCCUCAUUAAAAGCAUCUGCACUUUAUUAUAAAACAAAACUCAAAGUACACAACUUUACUUUGUUCAAUAUAAAAAAUAAUGACGGGUAUUGUUAUAUUUGGCAUGAAUGUGAAGGUGGUCUUUCUGCAAACGAAUUUUGCAGUAUAUUGCAGCACUUUAUUAAGCAUUACAUUCCACAAAACGUCAAGAAGAUUAUUUUUUGGAGCGAUGGAUGCACGAAUCAGAAUCGAAAUGCUAUACUUGCAAAUGCUUUACUGCAAAUCGCUGUCCAAAAAGAAAUUACGAUUACCCAAAAAUACCUUGAAAAGGGACACACUCAAAUGGAGGCAGAUUCUAUGCAUUCCACAAUAGAACGACAACUAAGAAAUCGAGAAAUUUACUCCCCGGCCCAAUACAUAGAUGUCUGUCGAAAUGCACGUUUGAAUAAACCCUAUGUUGUAAAUUAUUUAGACCACAGCAUUUUCCGAAAGUUUAGCUCAAUGCCAUAUUUAAACUCUAUAAGACCGGGCAAGAAAGCAGGAGAAGCAACUGUGUUUGAUUUGCGUUGCAUUGAGUACAGAACUGACGGAACUAUUUACAUAAAACAAGAGUUCUCCGAAGAAUUUGAACAAUUACGCAGAAAAAUUAAAAAACCAAGAGACUCAGACUCAAUGCCUCGUCUGUAUGACGCAAGGAUUCCUAUACCUCGAACUAAAUACAUCCAUUUGCAGGAACUUAAGGAAGUUCUACCCCAAGACGUUCAUUUAUUUUAUGACAGUUUACCCCAUGAAUGUCCAGGUAAUGGGAGAAAUGGAAAUAUCUGCACGUGCAGAAAAAAUAUUUUGAGCGAAGAGUCUUAAAAUAUAAUUAACAAUGAGUACUAUUUUGUGCAAUGAGACUGCUUAAUUAAGACUGAUUAUUUGAGAUUAAUACUAGUUCGUGCUAUUGACUGAUUUAAUUAAGAAACAUGAAUGGAUCUCACUAUUAACUAAUUAUUAAGUAGUACUAACUAACUAAUAUUAACUAGUUUUCGUUUUGUUCAAAGUUUUAUUUUUUAUCGUGUUUUUCCUAAACAUUUUACUUAUUUAGUUUAAAUAAAUUGCGUAAAUUAUUUAAACUAAAUUACACAUUAAAAUCUUUGCUAGAUUAAGUACCUAUUACGACAUUUAAAUCAAGAAAUUAAAAAAAUCUUUCUUAUUUUGUUUUGUUUGUACAAGUUUAUACUUUUGGAAGAAGUCUUUUCUUUAAUAACGCCUUUAAAUUUAAAUUUUAUGGUGUGUUUUAUUGUUCCCUUACGUAAUACUAUUGUUUUUUUUGUAAACAUGGCAAGAAAAUACAAACUGAUUCCCAAAACUGUACAUUGUUUUAAUUUGAAAACCUUACAUAAUCUUUCAAAAAAAUAUUAAGUUAUGAUGAAAACCUUGUAAGUCACAUCAAACUUAUUUAGGCACACGAUAUAGAAACCAUAUGAUACGUACCUAAGGAAUGCACAAAAUCUAAAAAAAAAACAAAA
Helicoverpa zea (corn earworm) is the source of this 3906-nucleotide messenger RNA. RefSeq lists its product as uncharacterized. The transcript has 2 exons. The record is from RefSeq and is a predicted model, not a curated record. The coding region runs from base 281 to 3253 and encodes 990 amino acids. NCBI's taxonomy places the organism in Eukaryota, Metazoa, Arthropoda, Insecta, Lepidoptera, Noctuidae.